AUGGAUGGUGGAAAAAGCUCCGGAUUGGCUCCGUUUGUUCCCGGGGACACGUCCACGGUCUCUUCCCGGUGGAAGAAAUGGAAACGUUCUUUUCAAAUCUUCCUUGACGUGAACAACGUCGCAAUCGCCUCACGGAAGAAGUCAUACCUCCUUCACUAUGUGGGACCGCAAGUGCAGGACGUGUACUUCAGCUUGCAGGGCGACGAUGAACCGGAAGUUCCGGUGGGAUCCGACGUAUUCCAAGAGGCGAUGAAGCUGCUGGACGAGUACUUCCUGCCAAUGAAGUGCCUGCCGUUGGAGCGGCAUAAAUUUCGAAACCUGGUGCAGGCCGGCGAGGAACCCAUCGAAAGUUUUGUCCUACGACUGCGGGAGCAGGGCAACCUCUGCGAGUAUGGUGACCACUUGGACGACGAAAUUAAGGAGCAGAUUUUUGAGAAAGGAGCGUCGGAUGAUCUACGUGCGAGGAUUCUAAACAAACCUCAGAUGACUCUGGCCGAAACCGUUGAAGCUGGCCGUUCAUUGGAGACAAUCGAGAAGCACAAGAACAAUUUGACGCUGAACCCAACUCCGGCGGAGAACGACGUUGAGGUGCACAAAAUCCGGUCAAGGACUCGAUCGAACCGGGAAUGCUACCGUUGCGGCAAGCGGGGUCAUUUCGCCAACGAUGAUAGCUGCCCGGCGAUAGACCAGGAGUGCAAGCGCUGCGGUAUGGUUGGACACUUCAAGAGUUGCUGCAAAACGAAGAAGCACAAGAAAAAGGUGGGAAAGCGGCUGCGGCAGGUGAAGACUGGUCGACGUGACACGGACUCUGAGGAUUCCGACGAUUCGGAACAGCUGAGUGAUGAUUCGGCAGAGGAGAACGUGCAAUACCUGUUUGCAACUGACCCAGGUCGAGGAGGUAAUGUUAUUUGUACUGUGGGUGGCGUUCCAGUUAAAUGGGUGGUGGAUUCGGGUGCCGGAGUUGACGUUAUCGAUCGGCGAACCUGGGAGCACAUGAAGAAGGAAAAAGUGCGCAUAAAGUCUCAGCAGCCUGUUGUGAAGAAAAACCUGAUGUCCUAUUCUGGCCAUCCAGUUGAAGUUGCUGGAAUGUUUUCGGCGGAAGUAGCCACGGAGAGAAAGAGCAUUGUUGCCGAGAUCUACGUUGCAGAAAACGGAACCUGCUGCUUGCUGGGUCGGAAGACAGCUGAGAUGCUAGGAAUCCUCAGUAUCAAUACGGAAGUGUGCGCUGCUAGGGAGAGCAACGGAAGGCGAUUCAUUGAAGCAGCGUCCCUCACAGUCGACCGGCAAUCGAGCCGGUAUCGAGCCCGGAAGUAG
Messenger RNA from Culex pipiens pallens (northern house mosquito), 1314 nucleotides. RefSeq lists its product as uncharacterized. The coding region runs from base 1 to 1314 and encodes 437 amino acids. Lineage: Eukaryota; Metazoa; Arthropoda; Insecta; Diptera; Culicidae. The transcript has a single exon. Gene Ontology annotation, molecular function: zinc ion binding; nucleic acid binding. The record is from RefSeq and is a predicted model, not a curated record.